AAAUUUGGAUAACGUUGGUCUCUUCCUUUCUUAAGACCAGGGUGGAACUCUUCCCGUUGCCGGAUGGCUUCUUCUUCCUUCCUCCUCCAUCAGCUAGCCAAUACAUUCGUCUCCAAACCCCAAGGUUUCUGCAGUGGAAUUGGAUCAGCACCAAAACCCAGAUUCAAUUUGGGUAGAGACAGAGAAAAUGGCCUCCGACCCAUCAGAGUUGCCACCGUUGAGACGGAAACUUUUCCUCUGUUUCAGUCUACUGCCGCCGAAGAAUCUUCGUCCGAGCUGGAACCAGCAGAUCCGGACUUCUACAAGAUAGGUUUUGUCCGAAGUGUGAGAGCAUAUGGUGUUGAGUUCAAGGAGAGUCCUGAAGGUUUUGGCGUCUAUGCCUCCAAGGACAUCGAACCACGUCGUCGUGCCAGGGUGGUAAUGGAGAUUCCUCUAGAAUUGAUGAUAACUAUAAGACAGAAGUCCCCAUGGAUGUUUUUCCCGGAUUUUGUUCCUAUAGGUCAUCCUAUAUUUGAUGUCAUCAAUUCGACUGAUCCAGAGACGGAUUGGGAUCUCAGACUGGCAUGUCUUCUUCUAUAUGCAUUUGACAGAGAAGAUAACUUCUGGCAGCUCUAUGGCGAUUUUUUGCCUGCUGCAGAUGAGUGCACUAGCUUGCUCCUGGCUAAAGAGGAAGACCUUGUGGAGCUUCAAGAUCCUGAUCUUGCAUCAACUAUGAGGCAACAACAACAACGGGUCCUAGAGUUUUGGGAAAGGAAUUGGCAUUCAGGAGUACCGCUAAAAAUAAAACGGCUAGCUCGUGAGCCUGAAAGAUUCAUUUGGGCGACUAGUAUUGCCCAAACCCGAUGCAUUGGCAUGCAAACAAGGAUUGGUGCGUUGAUUCAGGAUUCAAAUAUGCUGAUUCCAUAUGCUGACAUGCUAAACCAUUCCUUUCAACCAAACUGUUUUCUACAUUGGCGAGCCAAAGAUCGCAUGCUUGAGGUUAUGACAAAUGCUGGUCAAGGUAUCAAGAAAGGCGAAGAGAUGACGAUUGACUACAUGCCAGGCCAGAACAACAACAUGCUUAUGCAAAGAUAUGGCUUCUCGUCUCCUGUGAAUCCCUGGGAUGCUAUACAGUUCUCUGGAGAUUCCAGGAUACAUUUAGACUCCUUUUUGUCAGUCUUUAAUAUAUCUGGUCUUCCUGAAGAAUAUUAUCAUGCCAGCCAGUUCUCUGAGGAUGGUGACUCUUUUGUUGAUGGAGCCGUCAUAGCAGCGGCAAGAACAUUGCCCACUUGGUCAGAUACAGAUGUUCCUGCAAUUCCCAGUGCAGAGAGGAAAGCAGCAAGGGAGUUGCAAGAUGAAUGCCAAAAGAUGCUUGCUGAAUUCCCCACAACUUCAGAGCAAGACCAGAAAUUGCUAGCAGAUUCUCUGUCGGAAGCUAGGACAACGUUUGGGACAGCGAUCAAGUACAGAAUGCACAGGAAGAUGUUUGCCCGGAAGAUCAUCAAGGCACUCGACAUCUAUCAAGAACGGAUACUGUUUUGAUCCGAACGAAAUGUUCAACCUUUUCUCCGAUAAAUGCAAGGGUUGUCGAUCAAAUCUGAGAUCUGUACACGAGAAUGUUCUUCCUCACUCCAUCUGAAUUACUCAGCCAUGGCCAUUGAAGGUUCCAUUGUCUUUAUUGUCAAGUUUGUCUCCAUGGUGUGGAGGGUCAUUUCUUUAAUAGUGUUAAUUAGACUGAGAAUGUAGUUAGGUUUAUUUGCUCGAAAGGCGCAUCUUCGCUUUUGUGAAGUUCUCCACAAGUCGUUCAACGUUUAAUGACAGGUAUGACAGUUUAAACCGUUAAGA
Tarenaya hassleriana is the source of this 1824-nucleotide messenger RNA. Its product is annotated as protein PLASTID TRANSCRIPTIONALLY ACTIVE 14. NCBI's taxonomy places the organism in Eukaryota, Viridiplantae, Streptophyta, Magnoliopsida, Brassicales, Cleomaceae. Gene Ontology annotation, biological process: thylakoid membrane organization; plastid transcription; chloroplast organization. Gene Ontology annotation, cellular component: chloroplast thylakoid; plastid-encoded plastid RNA polymerase complex. Bases 64 to 1521 code for a protein of 485 amino acids. The transcript has 12 exons. Gene Ontology annotation, molecular function: protein binding; protein-lysine N-methyltransferase activity. The record is from RefSeq and is a predicted model, not a curated record.